AUGAAGGUCUCCUUCGCAGCACUCGGCCUGCUGCUCAUCAGCACCGCGCAAGCCCUUCCCCUGCCCGAAGCCGACAAAUGUCACGUUGCCAGGGUGCAGAACAGCACAGCGCCCGUCACCAAGAGCCUCCAGAAAAGAGAUAUUAAGGCCUGGAAUUCUCUCCCCGGACUUGGAACGAUUGACAAUAUGAUUAUGGGAGUUUUCUUCGACUGGGCAAGGAGAGUGUCAGCCAAGAAGCAGCCUAUAAGCAAGUGGCAUGACAAGGAGAAUAACCGGUUCGAGAGCAACAGCUGGGCGCUCAGUCCCCAUGAGGUCAGUGUUCUCGAAGCGUGGGUCGACGAGACUGGCCAACCCGCCUGGUCAACUGAGGCAGAUGUCUUCUCGAAAAUCCCACAUGGUCGUAAAGAAAGUUAA
Molecule: messenger RNA, 414 nt
Organism: Fusarium falciforme
Lineage: Eukaryota; Fungi; Ascomycota; Sordariomycetes; Hypocreales; Nectriaceae
Exons: 2
Coding region: 1-414 (137 amino acids)
Source: RefSeq, a predicted model, not a curated record